AUGUUGGAUUCAAAUAAAACAGACUUUAACAACCCCUCUACUUUCAUCCUUCUGGGGAUUCCUGGUCUGGAGGAGUCCCAUGUCUGGAUCUCCAUUCCCUUCUGCACCAUGUACGUCAUAGCCAUCUUGGGGAACUUCACCAUCCUGUUCAUUGUGAAGACAGAGCCGAGGCUCCAUGAGCCCAUGUACUAUUUCCUCUGCAUGCUGGCUGUCAGUGACCUGGUCCUCUCCACCUCAAUCCUGCCCAAAAUGUUGAGCAUUUUCUGGUUGAAUUCCAGGGUGAUCAAUUUCGGUGCCUGUCUUUCCCAGAUGUAUUUCAUUCACUGUUCUUCGCUGAUGGGAUCUGGGAUAUUCGUGGCCAUGGCGUUGGAUCGCUACGUGGCCAUCUGCUACCCCCUGAGACAUUCGACCAUCCUGACAAACUGUGUUGUGGCCAAGAUCGGCCUGGCCGUGGUGCUGCGUGGCAGCAUAGUGUCACUGCCCUCACCCUUCCUAGCAAGACAGUGGCCAUACUGCAGAACCAACAUCAUUGCCCAUUCGUACUGUGAACACAUCGCAGUGCUGAAGCUGGCCUGCGCUGACAUCCGCAUCGCUAGUUACUAUGGGCUCUUUAUGGCAUUCAUGGUGACUGGUCUGGAUGUGUUUUUUAUCAUUAUGUCAUAUACACAAAUUCUCAAGGCCAUCUUCCGCCUCCCCACAAAGGAUGCCCGAAUCAAGACAUUUGGGACCUGCAGCUCCCACCUCUGUGUUAUUUUAGUUGCCUACGUCCCAGCUCUCUUCUCCGUUAUCACGCACCGAUUUGGCCAGAACAUACCCCUGCAUAUCCAUAUUCUCAUUGCCAAUGUGUAUCUGGUGGUGCCCCCCAUGCUCCACCCCAUCAUCUAUGGGGUGAGGACCAAGCAGAUCCGGGACAGGUUGCAUCUCAUCUUUAAUCAGAAAAGGGCGUGA
Messenger RNA from Pelodiscus sinensis (Chinese soft-shelled turtle), 948 nucleotides. The record is from RefSeq and is a predicted model, not a curated record. NCBI's taxonomy places the organism in Eukaryota, Metazoa, Chordata, Testudines, Trionychidae.